Messenger RNA from Malassezia vespertilionis, 1431 nucleotides. RefSeq lists its product as uncharacterized. Lineage: Eukaryota; Fungi; Basidiomycota; Malasseziomycetes; Malasseziales; Malasseziaceae. The transcript has a single exon. The coding region runs from base 1 to 1431 and encodes 476 amino acids. The record is from RefSeq and is a predicted model, not a curated record.
AUGUGGAAAGCUACACGAUUGUUGGUAGUGAUUUUCGUCGCGGUUUUUGUGCACUGCGUGUGCGCAGAUUUACCUCACUUCUUCUACUCUGAUAUUUCGUCCGACAUUGACGUGAACUCUGACAAUUCCGGCUUGCACGAAGGUGUGCACCACGGCAAGAACAAUAUUCCCAAUGGUGCCCGUCUCGUCUUGCUGCCGGUCGGUAACGAGGGCGCAAAACUUGCAGCAUACUUGUCCAAGAACAAUAAUGACGCAAAGACUACCAACGUAUACGUGAUGAUGCACGGACGUUUGCGUGAUGGUGACAACUACUGGACCAUUAUGGACAAUGCAUUGAAGGAUGCAAGGAAUGCUAACUUCGCCGAUGUGCCCGAGAAUGCAAUUGUUGUGGCACCGCAGAUGUACUCCAAGGCUCUGAAUAAGGGCCAGUACUCGAAGAACACCCUUGCAUGGGCCGAGCUGAACACUUGGGAGGCAGGGCUGGUCGCCGCGAAUCCCAGCGGGACGAACUUGACUUCUAUGGACGCGCUGGAUGCCGUCGUGGACUACUUUUCUUCGGGACAGUUCCCCAGCAUGCGCAACAUUACCAUGAUUGGACACGGCGGCGGUGCUCAGCUGAUGAACCGUUACGCGGCCACUGGUGAGGACGCACCGAACGGCAAGAUCCACAUCCGCUACGUUGUUGGUGAUCCCAGCAGCUCUCCAUACUUUACCACUGAUCGCCCCGUGUCGGAUGAAAACGUUGUGCGCAAGGCCUCUUGCAAUGGAUACAACGAUUGGCGUUACGGGUUUGACAAUUUCCCCGGGACUAGGUUCGCAAAGAUGAUGCCUGUUGAUUACUUUGGCAGGUAUGUCAACCGCGAUGUCAUCAACAUGGUUGGCCUGAACGAUGUUCUGCACAAUGGCGACCAGCAUUGCAUGGCUCUUUUGCAGGGAGGCCCCAAGCGCCGCGACCGCAACUUGAGCUGGUGGCGCUACAUCCACAUGCUUGCUAGGAGUAACGAGAACCUCGACGGGUUCCCCGGCAACUUUAGCAACUUGCCAGAUUGGAGUCGUGUGCACAAUGGCAUCAAAACACGUCUUGCUGUUGUGCCGGAUGCUGGUCAUUCCGCAAAAAAAGUGUUCGGCAGCGACAUUGGCCGUUCUGUCCUCUUCAGUAAUGGCGACGUGACCCCAGGCUGGAGGCCAGGCAAUGACAGCGGCAAGAGCAGCAGUAGCAGCAGCAGCAGUAGCAGCAGCAGCAGCAGCAGCAGCAGCAACAACAACAGCAGCAACAACAAGGGCAGCAACAACAAGGGCAGCAACAACAACAGCAGCAACGGGCACAAGCACAACAACAAGCACAACAACAAGCACAACAACAACAGCAACAAGGGUAACAACAGCGGCAACAACAAGAAGAGCAACAGGCAUAACACAAGCAACAACUAG